Molecule: messenger RNA, 1101 nt
Organism: Talaromyces atroroseus
Lineage: Eukaryota; Fungi; Ascomycota; Eurotiomycetes; Eurotiales; Trichocomaceae
Exons: 1
Coding region: 1-1101 (366 amino acids)
Molecular function (GO): oxidoreductase activity
Source: RefSeq, a predicted model, not a curated record
AUGUCUGUCCUCUGUCCGUGUCCCCGGUGGAAGAGCGCCAGUGUAAGCAUUCCCACCGCGGCGCGCCGUUAUUCUUCAGUCGCAGCGCCCCCGAAAAGGCGGGUUUGGGUUCGCCUGGCCGCGGUCACGUUGGCAGCUGCCGGAAUUGGCGCAUAUGUCAGAUCGCGACAGGAGCCUCUCGACGCCCACUUGAAUCCAGUGUCCUUUGCCCGGUAUAAGCUGAUCUCGCGAGAGCCGGUUUCGUCGACAAAUACCAUCUUCACGGUCGAACCAGCAUCGCCCGCAGACAAUCGCGAGACAUACGAGCUGGCAUGGCAGACUGGGGUAUGGAGUGUCAUGUUCAAGCAACCACAACUUCAAAUCGGGCGAGACUAUACCCCGCUUCCACCGCGCGAAGAACGCGACGGGGCACAAACCGAAUCGUUGCGGUUUCUGAUACGCCGGGAUCCCCACGGAGAAGUGUCCCGGUAUCUCCACCGUCUACAAGAAGGAUCGAGGAUUGAGAUGAGGGGUCCUCAGGUAGAAUGUGAGAUCUCUCCAGAGGUGAAUGGCAUUCUGUUCAUAGCCGGAGGCACCGGCAUUGCGCCAGCUCUGCAGGCUGCCUACAUCAUGUUGCGACGCACCAUCCAGGGGAAGAGCCCAAAAAUCCACAUCCUAUGGGCUAAUAGGAAAAGAGAAGACUGCGCAGGGGGCAUCAGCGACACGCCAAAAACUGCGCCGCCAAAGUCAUCAUGGUGGCCUUUUCGAAGUAGCCCAGCCAGGGUACCCGAGCCUUCUUCUUCGCUGACGUCCUCGGUCAAUCAAGGCGCUAUAGUUCGUGAGCUGCACGAACUAAAGGCCCGGUACCCCGGCCAAAUCACGGUGGAUUAUUUUGUCGACGAAGAAAAUACCUUUAUCAGCACGAAAGAGAUAAAGGCAUGUAUUGAAUCUAUACAAUCUUCAAGCGCCGACAAGAAAAUGAUCAUCGUCUCUGGGCCGGAAGGCUUUAUCAACUAUAUGGCCGGUCCCAAGAUUUGGGCACAUGGAUACGAGCUACAAGGACCUGUGAAGGGUAUCAUCCAGCAACUUGGCUUGAAAGAGUGGGAGAUUUGGAAGCUCUGA